Messenger RNA from Pyrenophora tritici-repentis Pt-1C-BFP, 1716 nucleotides. Its product is annotated as Lignostilbene-alpha,beta-dioxygenase. The record is from RefSeq and is a predicted model, not a curated record. NCBI's taxonomy places the organism in Eukaryota, Fungi, Ascomycota, Dothideomycetes, Pleosporales, Pleosporaceae. Gene Ontology annotation, molecular function: carotenoid dioxygenase activity. Gene Ontology annotation, biological process: carotene catabolic process.
AUGGCACACAUUUUCUCUCUUGCUACUCCAGCACAAUCAGCCUACCAUGAGGGCAAGCACUCGGGUGAUCAAGUCAAGUUUCCGGAGACUGGCUUUUUCCAGGGUUUUAACAGACCAUCGCGGUUAGAAGCCGACAUCUUCGAGCUUGAAACGACGGGAACGAUACCCAAAGAUAUCAACGGGACUUUCUUCCGCAUACAACCGGACCAUCGCUUCCCGCCUUUUUUUGAGGAAGAUAUUCAUUUCAAUGGAGAUGGCUCAGUAUCAGCAUUUCGAUUCGAAAACGGUCAUGUCGACUUUCGACAACGAUACGUGCAUACAGAUCGUUUCAAAGCGGAAGCGAAAGCUCGAAAGGCGUUGCUCGGACGGUACAGGAACCCUUACACUGACAAUGAGAUGGUAAAAGGUAUUAUUAGAACAGCAUCGAAUACCAACAUCAUCUUCUGGCGUGGCGUACUUCUAGCCACCAAAGAAGAUGGCCCACCAUUUGCCAUGGAUCCUGUGACGCUCGAGACUAUUGGCCGCUAUGACUUUGACGGCCAAGUACAGUCUCCGACAUUCACCGCACAUCCCAAAUUUGAUCCUGAUACAGGAGAGAUGGUCUGUUUUGGAUAUGAAGCAGGAGGUAAUGGAUACGAUGCAAGCUGCGAUAUCGUCGUGUACACGAUUGACAAAGAUGGAAAGAAGACGGAGGAGACCUGGUACAAAGCACCAUUUUGUGGCAUGAUCCACGACUGUGCAAUCACGAAGAAUUACCUCAUCUUGCCCUUGACACCAAUCAAAGUCAACGCAGAUCGCCUCAAGAAAGGUGGAAACCAUUUUGCUUGGGACCCUGAUGAGGACCAGUGGUAUGGCAUAGUGCCUCGCCGUAACGGUAAACCCGAAGACAUUGUCUGGCUGCGCGCCGACAACGGCUUCCAUGGUCACGUAGCCGGCUCCUACGAAGACAGCGACGGGAAAAUAGUGGUAGACCUAACCGUAGCCUCCGACAACGUCUUCUACUUCUUCCCCCCAGACAGCCAAGCAAACACACCAACCACGCUCCUUCAGCGCAAUGCCCUGGUAUCCGACACAUACCGCUGGGUCUUCGACCCCAACACCCCUACCAACACGCGCGUUCAGCCACACAAGCUCUUCGGCAUCAAUGGCGAGUUCUCGCGCAUCGACGAUAGAGUGCUAACAAAAAAGUACAAUCAUUUCUGGCAAUGCAACAUCGACCCAAGUAAGCCUUACGACUUCGCCAAGUGCGGACCCCCAGCUGGAGGCUUGUUCAAUGUCCUGGGUCAUUACGAGUGGGAUACUGGACGAAAAGACACAUAUUGGGCUGGUUCGACGUGCACAUUUCAGGAACCCGUUUUCGUACCCAAAACUACUGCCACUUCGAAAAUCGUAGAAGGAGAGGGAUACAUCAUCGCGCUGCUUAAUCAUCUCGAUGUUUUACACAACGAUAUUAUGAUAUUCGAUGCGCAGAAUCUGGCGCAGGGGCCGCUGGCUGUGGUGCAUUUGCCGGUGAAGCUACGAUUGGGUUUGCAUGGGAAUUUUAUCGAGCAGAGGGAUAUGGAUGCGUGGGUGGAGAAGAGGAAGCUGGGUGGUGAGGUGGGGCCAGCCGUACCGGCGAAGGAGAUGUUGCCGUGGCAGAGGAAAAUGCAGGAAGAGGAGGGGCUGGGAUGUGCGGUGCCGGUGCUAGCGAAGGAUGGGAUGAACGGAGAAGUCUGA